Molecule: messenger RNA, 690 nt
Organism: Melampsora larici-populina 98AG31
Lineage: Eukaryota; Fungi; Basidiomycota; Pucciniomycetes; Pucciniales; Melampsoraceae
Exons: 7
Coding region: 1-690 (229 amino acids)
Source: RefSeq, a predicted model, not a curated record
AUGCCACAGUUCAAGAAACUCCCUACAAGCGCAAGGGGAACAAUUAUACCAUUCCAAGUUCCCUUCCCCUUUCCAAUUCAUAUCCAGGUCUUCGCCAAAGACCUGUCUUUGUCCCCAAUGACGCUCCAGUACGUGCUGGACAUUCAACCAAAAGCAAGUUUAGUAAGACUGGAAGCUAAGGCACUCCAUCUCAGUCUGGAGCUCAAGCGCGUGGCUCUAUUUUCUUUUGCAAAAUCUUAUGUGCGAGGAAAGUCAAGCGCUCAUGAAAGGUAUCAUCUCUAUCUAGUUCAAGAAACUGCCUACAAGCACAAGGGGAAUAAUUGUACCGUUCCAAAUUCCCUUCCUCUUUCCAAUUGUCUUCUCCGAAAACCCACCCCUGUCCCCAAUAAUCCUCCAAUAACUGCUGGAAAUUCAAACAAAGGCAAGGUUAGUACGACUGGAAGUUGCAGCACUUCAUCUGAGCCUGGGGAUCAAGUGGCUGUACAAGGAACUCCCUACAAGCGCAACAAAAAUAAUUUUACCAAUUUGAAUUCCCAUCCUCUUCCCAAUCUUUGCCAAAAUCUCAUGUCUGUCGCAAAUGACCCCCUGCUAUCUGCAGCUCAUCUGAACAUAGACACGGCUCAUAUUAUUGGAUGCUACGGCACUUCUUCUCAAUCUGCAACUCAAGCAGAUGUCCUGGCUGAUAGUUGA